UCUUCUUUAAAACUGUUUUUCAGUGUUCUAGGCAUGUUUGCUUUUAUCUUCCGUAAUUUGGAAUUGACUUCUGGACUGAAGCUAGGAGCUGUCUAAGUAAUUUCUCAAGUCACAUUGCUUGACCUCAGGCCAUGUACUUUUUAGUGAGGGAAGAAAACUGUCAGCUGGUCUGAAUGAUGCAGAAUUUAAAACAAUCCAGCUACAGUUGUCUAUGCAAUCUUGUAAUAUUAAAGUAAAUAAUUUUUAAACAACAACAACAACAAAAUAUUUAAAAUAUAAUUUCAAAAUUGGUAAGAAUUACCUUACACUUACUGUAGGCAGUUUUUCUUAUGGGAAAUUGCCAGAUUUUCCCUCAAGACCAAAGUUCCUUACUUUACAAAGUAUGAGCCUGUACCAGUAGCCUCUGAAACAGCUGUAGUGGGUUUGGCAUUACUUCUUGGUUUAGCUCAUAGGAAACAUCUAGCCAUAAUUUUCGUGUCUACUGAUUGUGGAGUGUGUUUGACAAACUUUAAAUGUGUUCAGAAAAAACUUCUUAUUUUUGUGCUGCUUCACAUAAUUUGUGUAGCUAAUCAUGCUUUAUCCCUUAAUCUUUAUUCUGUUGUGGCCAGGAGACAUGCUUUGGGUUAUAGUCUUGGAAGGAUUCAGUCUUUUAAAAGCAAGGUUGCUGUGUGAUUUGUGGUAAAUUGCAUUUGUGUAUCUCAGAUCAUAAUGUUAUGUGGCUCUGGUGCUGUUUUCAGAAUGUGUAACUAAACCACUAGUCUGGUGGAAUGAAAAAAAACGAACAAAAAACGAAGAGGCAUUCAGAGUAUAACUCCUAUAGCUGCAUAUGCUUGUUCUUGUCAGCCUAUAUUUUCAGUUCCAAGGAACAGCAGUUAUUAAACUUAAUUUUAUCCAAUCUGUAAGACUAUUAUUUUCUUCCAUUUUGAUAAACAAGAUUUUUCUUCUUUUUCCUUUUUAUAGGUUUUCUUGAUGGUAUGUUAAUAUGUUUUUGGUCAUACAUACUAUGAUACUUUGGAAGUGAUUGGAGUUGCAGCAGGCUUCUCCCACCUCCUGCUGUCAGAAUUGCAGUGCUUUUUACCUGCCUUGGGAGGCUCUUUUGUGCCAGUGUAGCUUUUAGUGCUGCCUCUCCCCACCUGACCCGUGUGGCUGGUGUGGGAAAGCACACUGCAGAUGUCAGGAUCUUCAAAACACACCUCAAGUGGAAGGCAUUUGGAGGGGGUGUCUGGAUUAGAUUUUAUUUGUUUGCUGCUCCAUGAAGAGAAAGUAUUCUGUGCCUCUCAGAUUCUCUUGACAUCAGUGUUAUCAUCCAGACAAGGCUAAGAACAAAAAAAGGAAGCAAGUUCAUUCUAGCAAAGCAAAAUGAAAGUUGAAGCUUUAUAUCAAACCACUUAUCCAGAGUAUCUGCAGUACAUUUACCUAGUGGCUCCAAUAUCGCUUAUGAUGCUAAACCCUCUGGGGUUUAUCUUCUGUGAAAUCCAGAAGUGGAGGGAUAAUCGCACUGUGUCACACAGCAAAAUCAAAAUAGUGGGCCUAGCACUCCUCCGAGUUUUGCAGAACCCAAUUGUGUUCAUGGUCUUCAUAGGAAUCGCCUCAAACUUUAUUCUUGGCCAGAAAGUUCCCGAAUACCUUGAAAACUUCCUUGAUGGACUGGGCAGUUCAUUUUCUGGCUCUGCACUUUUUUACCUUGGACUGACUAUGGUGGGACAAACAAAAAAACUGACAAAGGGUAUGUUUGUUGCACUGAUCCUUCUCAUCACAGCCAAACUACUUAUGAUGCCGUUUCUCUGUAGAGAAAUGGUGGAACUCUUGGACAAGAGUGACAGCAUAGUCAACCACACCAGUUUAUCAAACUAUGCAUUUCUUUAUGGAGUUUUUCCAGCAGCACCUGGUGUCGCAAUAUUUGCAAGUCAAUUUAAUAUGGAAGUAGGAAUUAUUACCUCAGGCAUGGUGAUAAGCACUUUUGUGUCUGCUCCCAUUAUGUACGUUUCUGCGUGGCUGUUGACCAUUCCGUCCAUGGACCCCAACCCACUGACAUCUGCACUCCAAAAUGUCAGCUUUGACAUAAGUAUCGUCAGCCUCGUUUCUCUGAUCUGGUCUCUUAUUGUUGUUCUUCUGAGUAAGAAAUACAAACAGCUUCCUCAUAUGAUUACAACAAAUCUACUUGUUGCUCAGUUUAUUGCUUGCAUUGGAAUGGUGGUAUGGAAUUUCGUUGUUAAAGAGGAAGACAUCACCAUGCAGAUCCUAGUAUUUAUAUUCCUCUACAGCUCGCUUUAUAGCACCUACCUGUGGACAGGUUUUCUAUCUUUCUCUUUGUUUCUGUUGAGGAAGAGAGAAACAGUAAAGAUCCCUAUCGGGUUUAUUAUCAUAGCUGGAUGGGGAGUCCCAACAGUUCUGGUGGGAAUCUUACUAAUUGUUGGUAAACCUAACAACACUAGCAUUGACUCUGCCUUUUUCUAUGGAAAACACCAGAUAAUUACCACAGCAGUGAUCCUGUUCAUCAGUAUAGUGAUGUCAGGUAUCUCACUUAUGUGCAUGAACAGAAACAGGCAAGAGUCAAGCUAUGAGGUAUUGAACCCAUAUUCACCACGUAGCCAAGUAGAGGGGGUUGAAGUGGAAGUGAGGGAAGGGAACGGAGUUUCAGCCACUGGGCCUCAGCUUUCUGCAGGAUCUUCUGCACAGCAUUCUCCAGGAUGUUCUCCACAGCCAUCUACAGAAAGAGGUUGCUGUUCUUGCCAGACAACAAAUGGUGAAUUAUGCGGUGCUAGAGAGAGCAAAGCAGCUUACAGUGCUGUUGAAAGCAAGGUUCCUCCUAUUGAGACAGCUGAUCAGUGUGUGAGUCACUGCAGUGCUCAAACCUGCGUGUUGGCUCAGGAGGAACAGCUGCUACAGACCGGAGACAAACAGCUGGCCAGACACGUGCUGCUGUGCUUACUUCUGAUUGUUGGCCUCUUUGCUAAUCUUUCCAGUUGUUUGUGGUGGCUGUUCAAUCAAGAGCCUGGAAGACUAUAUGUGGAAUUGCAGUUCUUCUGUGCUGUGUUUAAUUUUGGUCAGGGCUUCAUUUGUUUUGGUAUUUUUGGCUUAGAUAAGCAUUUAAUCAUUCUGCCAUUUAAACGAAGGCUUGGAUUUCUCUGGGGAGGAAGAGAAGUAGCAGUGCAUACAGAUCCCUGUGUGCCUGAGGAGAUCAGGAUGACCUGUCAACAGUUUGUCCAUUAUCAUAGAGAUCACUGUGUCAAAAACAUUGUCAAAGGCAGAAGGUGUGGUGCUCAGAUCUCCACCGGCAUCUUCUUUGGCUGUGACCUGGUGAACUGGCUCAUGCAAGUUGGCCUGGCCUCCGACCGUGGUGAAGCUGUGAUGUACGGAGACAGACUGAUGAAAGGAGGCGUCAUCCAGCACAUUACGAAUGAAUUUGAAUUUCGGGAUGAAUAUUUGUAUUACCGCUUUAUUCCCAAGAGAUCAGUUGCAGUUGAGAGCCGUUGAGCUGAGCGUGUGGGCAGAGGACGGGCAGUUGGGGCAAAUGUGACCUUCUCCUCUGCCGUAUUUCUUUCUCAGGGCUCUUAGAGAAUUGUGUUAUUUUCUCUCAGAAAGUUAAGAGAUGUGGUUCUACUUACUUCUGUUCUGAAGAAAAUGAUAGCAAGUGAUAUUUAGUGAGUGUUCCAACCAGAACGCACCUGGAACAAAAUAAGAUGCUCUGGAUUUAGAGCAUUUUUUCCGUUUUGAGUCAAACAAACUGUAAACCAAUAGGUCAGUGUCGUAUUAUAGAGGCAUUAUAACAGCAGCUUUAGUGAUCAGUGCCACAAUGACAAAAAAAAAAACAUGAAUGAAAGGUAUUUUUAAUGUUGCUGUAUUUUUUCCUUAUUUUACUGUCAUGAAGUACUGAUUCCAGUUUAUGGCCAGGCUUCUCCCUGACAUCACAGAAGCAAUUUCUUCUAUUAUACCCCAGAUUUUACCACUCUACUCUUGUCUAACACCAGGAACAACUUCUAGCUGUUUACACCUCAGAUCAGGUGGGUUUUUUUCUCCCUUCAAGAUAAAAUACUCCAUUUGUAAAAGUAGGAUCAUUGGAAGAUUAUUCCAAUAUUGGAGGAUUAAAGCUGAGGAAAUAUGGAGUGAAAUAAAUAAUGGUUUUGUACAAACUUAACAAAUCUUAAAAACAUAUAAAAAUACUCAUCCGUCCCCCAAGUCAGGAAAUUGUAUAUUGGAAUUUCAUAUAAACAAUUGGGUUUGAAGUUUUGCCUUAUCAUGGUAGUAACAGCUUUGUCAAGAGCAGAUGUUUAUCUUCUGAAAUCAGCUUUUCCUAUUUCAUUCAGAAGUGCUGGCCUCAAUUAAAGAUGUUAUGGAAGCCUUGGAUACCUGUGCAAGCUGAGAUGAAAAAUUUUAUCAAAUCAUAAAACCUUUCAAAUGAAGUACAAUGGCUUUUAAAUCUAUUAACUGAACAUCCAAGUUAGGGUAUAGAAUAGCUAAAGAUCCUAAAAUUUUAGUAUUGGUUGCCUAACACAGGUUUCUAAUCAGCCUCAGGUAUCCCCUUACAAUGUUUAAAUAGUUAUUCUAAGUGUCAUUCAGAUUCCUGUGAACUGCAGGAAGAAUCAGAGAAUCUGUGUGUGUUCUGCAGUAUUUUGAAAAUGUUAAAGACAAACUGUAGUAUCCAAUAGCCAUUGUGCUGUCCUUUAAAAACUGCAAGAAUGGCAUUUAUAUGGCUACAUAAAAUUUUUAUCUGGUAAGGGAGAGGAACCCAGGUAGUAAAAAAAAAAAAAAUAUUAUUUGUUCAAGCAUAUGUGUAACUCUUCUCAUCCUUUUUUUUUGAAAAAGUCUUUCCCUUUGUUUUUCAUUUUUUUUAGUACACAGGUUUUUAUUAUAGCUAUUUAUGCAUCUACAUUGUAUUAAGAAUUAAGUGAUUUUUAGCAGCAUAAACUACUGUUCAAGAGACAAUUGUCUUAUGAUAGCUAUAACUCCAUGCAAGACUUAUAUUGGAAAAAUAUCUGCAGUCUGCACAGAAACAUAACUAAAUCCUACUGCAUGUGUGUGCUAUACAAACUGACAUAUUUUAAUGCUUUCCAGCAACAAAGUAAUUGAUGUUUGUAUCAGGCGGUGGUCACAAUGGAAAACAAUAGUGUAUUUCCGUUACAAUUGCUGAGAACAACUAGAUGAAAUGUUUUUGAAUAAUCAGAUCUACUUGACUUAAGAGCAGAAGCCGUGAUUAUGUCUGGCUUCUAAACAAUGAAACUUGUCAAUAAAUCUGUUAAUUGA
Molecule: messenger RNA, 5244 nt
Organism: Columba livia (rock pigeon)
Lineage: Eukaryota; Metazoa; Chordata; Aves; Columbiformes; Columbidae
Gene: GPR155
Product: G protein-coupled receptor 155
Exons: 15
Coding region: 1360-3477 (705 amino acids)
Biological process (GO): negative regulation of BMP signaling pathway; transmembrane transport; intracellular signal transduction
Cellular component (GO): membrane
Source: RefSeq, a predicted model, not a curated record